Messenger RNA from Trypanosoma rangeli, 1713 nucleotides. Its product is annotated as putative poly(ADP-ribose) polymerase. Gene Ontology annotation, molecular function: NAD+ poly-ADP-ribosyltransferase activity. The transcript has a single exon. The record is from RefSeq and is a predicted model, not a curated record. Lineage: Eukaryota; Euglenozoa; Kinetoplastea; Trypanosomatida; Trypanosomatidae. Bases 1 to 1713 code for a protein of 570 amino acids.
AUGCCAAAGAAAGCCGCAGCCGUCGAGAAGGCUUCUCCAGCCAAGGGUGCUUCUGCACCUAAUAAAGUGCCCACGGGCAGGAGGGCCGCGACAGCCAAGAAGGUCUCUGCUUCCACCGUCAAGAAGACAGUGAAGACGAACUCCCUCAAGGGCCGAAGUUCGCCCGCGGCCGUCGUGACACCGCCUUCCGUUGUCACAAAUGCGGAUGGCAACUUAGUGACAUCGGCGGGUGGUGAUAAUGGAGGGCUGCGUCAGCGCAUGCUUCAGAAGGGCCGAGGUGUUGUGGACGUACUUUCAGGGAAGGUGGGCAUGUGCCACGUGUACGAACAUUGCGGUGAGGUGUACCAGUGCACUUUGAACCAAACUCAUGUUUCUGCCAACAAAAAUAAGUACUUUAUUCUGCAGUUGUUGCAGGAUGACCAUGGCUCCAAGUGCCACGUCUUCACGCGCUGGGGUCGUGUGGGCUACCGCGGUCAGAGCAACACAGAGGAGUUUUUUGAUGCUGCGCAUGCGAUGAGGGUAUUUCACGCGAAGUUCGCUAGCAAGACUGGAAACUCUUGGUCGAAUCGGGCCCAUUUCUCAAAGGUUGAGGGACGGUAUGAGCUGAUGGACAUUGACUAUGGGGCGGCGGCGGAGGAGGAGCAGAAGCAGGAAACGAUGGAGCGAAAUGGAGAGCCGGUGGCAUCUGUGCUUCCAACCGAACUGCAGGACCUCAUGAAACUCAUCGGCUCCGAGAGCCAGAUGAUGUACGUGAUGCGGGAGUUCGAGAUUAACACGGAGAGAAUGCCCUUGGGGAAAAUCUCCAAGGUACAAAUCACGCGCGCGUACCAAGUACUGAGGUCACUGGAGGCUGAGAUGAAGAAAGGAGCUCCACAGCUGGAGCAGCUGUCAAACCAAUUCUACACGCUGAUCCCACACGCCCUUGGUGUCCGUCGGCCACCCAUCAUCGAUUCGGACGACAUGUUGCGGAAAAAGAUGGAGAUGCUGGAGACAUUGGGCAAACUGGAGAUCGCGGUCUCUAUCCUUAGCGCUGAGGUUUCAGAGGAACUUCACCCCGAUGACAAGCUUUAUCGCAGCCUGAAAUGUGAACUGAAACCUCUGGCCAGAGACGACCCUAACUUCCGACGCAUCGAGGAGUACGCACGCAAUACGCAUGGCCCGAGUCACAAGUUUAGAGUUGAGGUGACACAGGUCUUCACAGUUCGGCGUGAGGGUGAGGAGGAGCGAUAUUCAGCCUUCAAGAAGCUUGGCAAUCGGCAAAUGUUGUGGCAUGGCUCACGUAUCACGAAUUUCAUCGGUAUUCUCGCCCAGGGCCUGCGCAUUGCCCCACCAGAGGCUCCGUGCACCGGAUACAUGUUUGGUAAAGGGAUAUACCUGGCGGAUGUGUGCACGAAGUCGGCAAGCUACUGCUAUCCGGCGGAGGACACUAACAUUGGACUCAUACUGCUCUGCGAGGCUGCGCUGGGGAAACAGAGCAAGCUGACUGCGGCGGCGUACAUGGAAAAGCCAAUGCGGGGGACAAACGCGACAAAAGGUGUGGGAACCUUCUUCCCUGAUCCAGACGGCGCAGAAGUGGUGGAUGGCGUGCUGUGGCCGAAAGGUCGCUUGAAGGAGGAGAGGACUUCCUCUUCGCUAAUCUACCCCGAACACAUCAUCUAUGACGUUGAACAGUGCAAAAUAAGCUACUUGGUUCAAGUGAAGAUUUACCGUUAG